Molecule: messenger RNA, 1392 nt
Organism: Clonostachys rhizophaga
Lineage: Eukaryota; Fungi; Ascomycota; Sordariomycetes; Hypocreales; Bionectriaceae
Source: the annotation of a GenBank genome assembly
AUGGCCAAAGCAGCGCUUCACCUCAUCAAUCUGCUGCGCGGCUGGCCACACCCCGGGCUUCUCCCUAAAGAUCUACUGUCUGCCUCCUCGCAAGCGGUUCUUUCAAAACCCGAGGUUUUUAUUCCGGCCCUUCAAUACGGCGCAGAUCCUGGAUUCCAGCCUUUGCGUGAGGCUCUCGCAACAUGGCUGCAUUCACACUAUAGUGUCCCGCGUGACCCCGAACGAAUUUGCAUUUCUGGCGGUGCAAGCCAGAACAUCGCAUGCAUCCUACAGAGCUUCACAGAUCCAAACGUCACGCGUGCUGUGUGGCUAGUCAACCCAACCUACCACCUCGUAUUUGCUAUAUUCGACGACGCGGGUUUCAAAAAUAGAUUGAUGGAAUUUCCUGAAGAUGAUGAGGGGCCAAAUCUUGAGGUACUUGAGGAGAAGAUGCGCCAGUUUGAAGAGCAAGAUGAGCAAGGCGAAAAGAUUCCAGUAAAAGAGCCUGGACCGCAUCGCAAGUUUUAUCACCAUAUCAUCUACGUUGUUCCCACGUGCGCCAAUCCCUCAGGGAAGACAAUGCCAGUCAAGCGCCGCGAAGGACUCGUAAGGCUGGCACGCAAGUUUGAUGCUCUCGUCAUCUGUGACGAUGUCUAUGAUCAACUUCAGUGGCCGAUUGAUCAGCAGGAUAAGCCGACAAUAAGUCCACAUGAGGCACCCGAAAUGAUUCUACCUCGACUCUGCGAUAUCGAUCUUGCCAUGGAGCCUUCUCCUAACGACCCGAAGGGCUUCGGACACGCGGUCAGCAAUGGAUCAUUCAGCAAGAUGGUCGGCCCUGGAAUGCGCACUGGAUGGCUUGAAGGCUCGACUGCUUUUGCAUUUGGGCUUGCGCAAACAGGUUCGACCAAGUCUGGUGGCUCACCGAGCCAGUUCUGUGCAUCUAUAUUGGCAGAUAUGAUCGAAACCGGCACCCUUCAGAAACACCUCGCCGACAAAGUGCGACCAAAUCUUCAGCACCGACAUCGCGUCAUGGUGGAUGCGAUUCAUACCCAUCUUCUUCCACUUGGCUUUCAGCUUCGAGAGGCAGGACAGCUGCGUGGAAACGUUUACGGGGGUUACUUUGCUUGGUUGACAACCCCAGACGGUAUUUCAUCCGGAGUCAUCUCUGAAGUAGCGAUGGCUGAUAUGCUUAUCAUCGGAAAUGGCACGAUGUUCCAAGUGGAGGAUAACAAACACGAAAUUGAUACCGACAAAUACAUCAGAUUGACAUUUGCAUAUGUCCCAGAGGAUGAUAUCAUGGAAGGUGUUCGAAGGCUUGGAGUUGUCACGCGAAAAAUACAAGAAAACCCAGACAAGUACCGGUGUUUUGACAAGGGCCUUUCCAAUUCCUCGCUUAUUGAUCUGGCGAAAUAG